Molecule: messenger RNA, 2239 nt
Organism: Heterotrigona itama
Lineage: Eukaryota; Metazoa; Arthropoda; Insecta; Hymenoptera; Apidae
Source: the annotation of a GenBank genome assembly
GUUUAGUUAAUGGUAGUAUUGACAAACAUCGAUUGACAGAAUCGUAUAGUAACACAAGUAGUUCUAAUUCAAUUAUAAAAUGAAAGGUAUUUUAAUCUUUGAUCACUUAAACGAUGUUCUUUUUACGAAGUGUAAUAAAAAAUUUGCGAAUCAUAUAGAAAAACUGGCUAAAAUUCAAGGACUGAUCUCUGAAAAUAAGGAUAUAGAUAAUGAUGAAUCAAAAGUAAAUCCAAAUAUAAUAAUGCAAUUGUUCUCACCCAUUGUCACAUCCCAACAUGUAAUGGCUUCUCAGUUUGGAAAUUCUUACACUUCAAUGAGAUGUAACGAUGGUACAACUAUGGUUUUUGAUGAAUUUAUGGGAUACACGUUCAUUUACAUUUCCAUGGAUGAAGUAGAAUUAAUGAAAAGAACAUUAGGGGUGUGUGUGGCAAUCGUGAGACACGUUUGUGGUCCAGAUGUUGCAGUACUAAAGGUAAACAAACAGAAAGCCUGUUUAGUUUCAUCUUUGUUGAAUGCAUGGGUACAUUUAAGAAAUCACGAACAAAGUAUGCUUACAGAAGCAAUAGAACAACUAUCAAUAAACACAGACUUAGGUGUAUCGAUAUUAAAAGUGUUGCAUGAUGCGUGUGACAAAUUAAAGGCGCAGUCUGAAUUUUCCAAUGUACAUAUCUUGAUACUAGUGGAGCAAAAAUUUCUCUCAUUGUACUCUAGUAAAAAUGCCCAUGACUUGUAUGCUUCUGAUAUACUGCUAAUGAUGCUUAUGUGUUGGGUAGUUAAUCAGAGGAGAAAAGGAGAUACCCAAUCUGAAAUAAAUGAUAAUAAUGACGAUUGCACUGACAUUCUUUUACCUGAAAACAGUUCUUGUAAAGAGGAACAGAUAACUUUUGGAUCGAAGCUUGCGAAUCCUACUUCAGAAGACAUUACAAAUUUAUUUAGAGGAUCAAGAGAAUCUUCCAUUAACGAAGGUCUUUAUUCAUUAAUGGACGACGAUUUGUACAGUAAUUUGAUUUUACUUGGAACCGAGCAUGAUUACACUGCUAACGCGGUUCAUAUUUUUGAAUUAGCAGAUGGCAUUAAUCUCAUAAUGAUAGUGGAAGUGACUAAUCUUGCCACGUCAUCAGGACUAUACGAUAGUUUCCAUUAUUUAAAUAUUAUAAAUCGGUUGCAACUUCAAAGAGACAUCGAUGAACUAAGACCGGCAUUUGAAAAUUUCGACUUAGCAAUGAAAAAAACUUUAGAUGGAAUUAAAAAAAAUAGAGCUAAUGUCAGCAAUGACGUUGAUAUGUGUCAGCGAAGAUUACAAACAAAGUGGGAAUUUGUUCGGAAAAAAUAUUUGGAUUUAUUAAAAUCCAGAGACCCGGAAUCCAUUCUUCAAAUUGAAUCAAAUACGUCCGGAUUCACGGAUAAUUUAAAAGAAUUAUAUCGAUUGACAUGUUUCGAUAAAAAUUUCUUAAAGCAAGGCGUUGAUGUACUUACAACGGUAGGAAAGCUUGUUCGUCAAAAGCUGAAUGAUUUUAGCGAUUUUCUUAAAGUGAAAGCGCUAAAGAAUUUUACUCUUGGAUCAUAUCCUUUCAUAAUUAUACCUUCAUGCCUUGUACAUUUUAUCUACAUAGAUAGGGUCACUCAUAGACUGACUGCUCCAACAUUAGAUUUCACAAAUCCUGAAACUCUUGCUCUUACAACGAAAAAGAUAUGGAAUAUGGUUAAACAAAGCAGAAUGCAUGUAGAAGAAGGACACUUAUCAGUUAUGUGGAAGGAUACAACUUUUAAUUAUGCUUACUUCUUGUGGUUUGAAGAUAGUUCUAAAAUUAGCGGAUGCGUGUUUCCCUAAGCUAUCUGUCAAUAAAAUUAGAAUUUAUGAACUUUACUGCGUCCAUCUUGGUUUAGCAACAUCGUCAUGUGUAUUAGAGCAUUCAAGAAGACUUGCGGCUACGAUAUGGGAGGUCACAGGUGUUCCAAAUAAUCCAGCUGACAUACUGUAAUAAUUCUUUUGAAUACUUAUAUACAGAUAAAAGUUUCGCGCUUACACGCAAAUAUCUUGUACUACAAUUAUUUAAAAAGAAAAGAACUAUUUAUGAAAUUUUUAAUUAUUUACAAGUGCUUAAUAUAUGUAUUAAUUUGUUAUUUAUAAAAGAUAAUGAUGCAAAACAUUUGUAUUUAUUUUAUACGUUAAAUACGUAGUGUAAUGGCACAAUUUAAAGAAACUUAUCAUAUAUAAAAAAGAAAGAAAGAAAGAAAA